GAAUCAUCAGGGAUCACUUAAUUUAAAAGUAGACAUGGCGUCUUUCAUCUGUUCUCUGCUGCUAUCUCUUCAUAAUAAAGCAAACACUGUGUAAUAUUAAAUAUUACACCGACAAGUUAAUUGCUGAUUAAGUUAAUCGGGAUUCAAUCGAAGCGGCUUUAAAAAUGUCAGAAGACAAAGUUGGUUCAUUGGAAGAGGAGGCAUUGAGAAGAAAAGAACGGCUUCAGGCACUCAAAAGGAAAAAUGAAGAAAGUAAGGAAAAUAGGAACAACAUGGAUGAAGCAUUGCCAAAACCUAAAUUCCGAAGUUACAAGCCACAAGAUGAAAACUUGAAGAAUAAUAUGUUAGAAGAUGCGAAACCUGGAGAUGUAGAAUCCGUGGUUCGUGAACAGUUGGAUGCUGCGAGCAGCAAAGUGGUCAUCGAGGAACUAGAUAUCAGUAAUUUAGCACCGAGAAAACCUGAUUGGGAUUUAAAACGAGAUAUAGCUAAAAAAUUAGAAAUAUUAGAGAGGAGAACACAGAAAGCGAUAGCGGAGGAAGUAAGGGCACGUCUUAAACAAGGCCAACAAGAUUUAGCAGUUUAUGUAAAUGAGACUAAUAAAGAAUAGAAGUAUUGUUAUUAAUAAUAUAUAUA
This is a messenger RNA of Camponotus floridanus (Florida carpenter ant), 634 nucleotides long. Its product is annotated as coiled-coil domain-containing protein 12. Bases 165 to 608 code for a protein of 147 amino acids. The transcript is spliced from 4 exons. The record is from RefSeq and is a predicted model, not a curated record. Lineage: Eukaryota; Metazoa; Arthropoda; Insecta; Hymenoptera; Formicidae. Gene Ontology annotation, cellular component: post-mRNA release spliceosomal complex; U2-type spliceosomal complex.